GCCACUUGCAUUAAAGUUUCAAGUUAGCGAAAGAUUUUGAUUGUAUCCAAUAAACGAAAGUUUAUUGUCUUGCCCUCCAUUUAACGAGGGUGAGUUACAGUGAAGGGUCAUUACAAGCAUGAGUCACUAGAAUAUAGAGCCAAUACAAGUAUGAGUCAAUACAGUAUAUCUUGAAACUUCUCAACGAUUGGCCAGCUCCUCCUGAUAAAUCGGUUGGUCACGCGCAGGGUGACGUGUCAAGGAAAAAUCUGUCUAUAAAAGAUCAAGUAGAUCCAAACUUUAAACACUAUCUCAAAUCCAUUGUGAUGAAGUUGGCUGAAGCAUUAAGACUCAAGACUGAUUAUGCAAAGAAGUUAAGUCAGUUGAAGAGUCGGAUUAGAGCUGGCUGUACUGUUCAGGAGGGUGAUGAACCACCCGAGAAGCCACAGGAACUCUUGGUUGAAUACGAGGAGCUCUCUCAAAAGCUUUUUGAGUUGGGCAUCGCAAUCAAUUUGGCCAAUUCUCGAGAAAAGAUUUCUUAUCCUUCCCAUUACGACAAUAUCAACAACUUGGAAAUCAUUGGUGCUUACAACUCCGAUGAGAUUCCAGCAAGCAUAGUCCGCAGAACAAGACUUCUCCUGGAGGCCCUUUCUGAAAGAGACAUUUUGAGUACAAAAAUUCAGACCUACAGAGAUAUAUUAGAUGCUUGUAAUAUCAGUUCUUUCAGGAUGUCCAAGCAAGAAAUCAAGAUUAUGGCAACCAUGGAUGUGAAAGUUCUCAAUAAGAAGAUCGAUUUGCUUUCGAAGUUCCUUCGUUUAAUUGACGUCAAGAUUCAGGAAAGUAAUUGGCUAAUUGAAAUAUAGAUAGGUGGAUCAAAAAAAUGGAUUCAUACCUAGUGGUUGCGGUAUGCACCAAAUUCAAUUCUAUCACUUCUUAGUGUUGAAGCACGAACUGUGAGACUGGAUCUUGCCGUUACGAAGCAGAUUGUUAAUUUUUGUUGGUAUCUAUCAUUUGUUGAACUAAAGGUGAGUCUCAGACCCGGU
Molecule: messenger RNA, 1022 nt
Organism: Suhomyces tanzawaensis NRRL Y-17324
Lineage: Eukaryota; Fungi; Ascomycota; Pichiomycetes; Serinales; Debaryomycetaceae
Exons: 1
Coding region: 306-842 (178 amino acids)
Source: RefSeq, a predicted model, not a curated record